Molecule: messenger RNA, 1455 nt
Organism: Miscanthus lutarioriparius
Lineage: Eukaryota; Viridiplantae; Streptophyta; Magnoliopsida; Poales; Poaceae
Source: the annotation of a GenBank genome assembly
AUGUCCUCGUCGGCAUUAUCAUCGACCUCCAGCCAUGGCUCACGAGGCGCGCCGCACAUCAUCCUCCUCCCAAGCGCUGGCAUGGGCCACCUGGUGCCGUUCACCCGCCUCGCCGUUGCGCUUUUCGCCGGCCACGGCUGCGACAUCUCCCUCGUGACGGCGCUGCCUACAGUUUCGUCCGCGGAGUCCAGCCACAUCGCCGCGCUCUACGCUGCCUUCCCCGCCAUCCGGCAGCUAGACCUCCGCCUUGUCCCUUUCGACGCGUCAUCCGAGUUUCCCGGCGCCGAUCCGUUUUACGUCCGCUACGAGGCCCUGCGCCGCUCCGCGCCCCUGCUCCUCGGCCCGCUCCUCGCCGGCGCAGGCGCGUCGGCUCUCGUCGCGGACAUCGCGCUGGCCUCCGUGGCCAUACCCGUAGCAAGGGAGCUCCACGUCCCGUGCUUCGUCUUCUUCACCGCGUCGGCCACGAUGUUCUCGUUCAAAGCCUACUUCCCCACCUACCUCGAUGCCGUCGGCGCCGGACAUGGUGUUGGCGACGUUGACGUGCCCGGCGUGUACCGGAUCCCAAGUUCGUCCGUUCCACAGGCGCUGCAUGAUCCCGACAACAUCUUCACCCGGCAGUUCGUCGCGAAUGGACGGGCGCUCGUGACAGCCGACGGCCUCCUGGUCAACGCCUUCCACGCCAUGGAGCCGGAGGCCGUCGAGGCUCUGCAGGGUGGCUCCGUGGUCUCCGGUCUCCCGCUGGUGUUCGCCGUGGGGCCGCUUAUGCCGGUGAACGACCUUCGGGAGACACGGGAGGCAGCGCAAGAACAGGGGGACUACAGGGCGUGGCUGGACGAGCAGCCGCCGCGGUCUGUGGUGUAUGUCAGCUUUGGGAGCCGCAAGGCUCUUCCCAAGGACCAGAUCAACGAGCUCGCCGCUGGUCUAGAAGCGUGCGGCCACCGCUUCUUGUGGGUUGUGAAGGGCGCCGUCGUGGACAGGGACGACGCUGGCGAGCUCAGCGAACUGCUCGGCGAGGGCUUUCUGCGGCGCGUGCAAGGCCGGGGCCUGGUGACCAAGUCGUGGGUGGAGCAAGAGGAGGUGCUCAGGCACCCGGCCGUGGCGCUGUUCAUCAGCCACUGCGGCUGGAACUCGGUGACGGAGUCAGCGAGCAACGGCGUGCCGGUGCUGGCGUGGCCGAGGUUCGCGGACCAGCGAGUGAACGCCCGAGUGGUGGCCCGCGCCGGGCUCGGCGUGUGGGCCGAGCAGUGGAGCUGGGAGGGGGAGGAGGCGGUGGUGAGAGCGGAGGAGAUCGCGGAGCUGGUGAUGGAUGCGAUGGGAGACGACGGGAUGGCAGAGAAAGCGGCGAACGUCCGCGAGGCUGCGUCAAGAGCCGUGGCGGACGGCGGCACGAGCUACCGAAGCCUGGCGGCGUUCGUGCGUCGUUGCACGGCGUGGAGAAGUUGUAUUAGGCCUUAG